Knipowitschia caucasica is the source of this 1527-nucleotide messenger RNA. The record is from the annotation of a GenBank genome assembly. NCBI's taxonomy places the organism in Eukaryota, Metazoa, Chordata, Actinopteri, Gobiiformes, Gobiidae.
AUGAUUGGUUGCAGCUCGUCAGAGAUCGCGAGGUUUUGUGAAUGGAAGAAGUGUCAACAGCGACAGCAGCAGCAGUGGGGAGUGGGGACACCAGCCUCUCAAAUAUUGCUGCUGAGCUCCUGCAGGACUUCAGUGAUGGGGGACGACCGGCCUUUUGUGUGCAAUGCCCCUGGGUGUGGGCAGCGAUUCACAAACGAGGACCACCUGUCCGUCCACAAACAUAAACACGAGAUGACGCUAAAGUUUGGCCCGGCGCGAACGGACUCCGUCAUCAUCCAAGACCAAACACCGACUCCCACACGUUUCCUGAAGAACUGUGACGAGGUCGGAUUAUUCAACGAGCUCGCCACUUCGUUUGAGCAAGAGUUCACUAAGACGCACGAUGAGGAGCACCGGACCAAAGCUAUGCCUGCACCUUUACAAACACCCUCAGACGUCAAAGACGAAGACGACAGCCCGUUACAGGUGGACUCCUCGGCUCCCGGGAGUCCAGACUCCUCCUCCAGUAUGUCGGACAGCUCCAGAGGCACAAAGGAGAUCCUCCAGAAGCCUGUGGUCUCCUCAGCUCCCACUCCCACCAUCGUGCGCCCAGGGUCUCUGCCUCUUCACCUGAGCAGCGAACACUUCCAGCCCACGCUCCCCUCUCCCACCUCCGUCAUCACACAGGCCCCGCCCUCCAACCGAGCGCUCGGGUCUCCAACCAGCGCCUACCCGCUCAUGAGGCACCUCCCCAACGGACAGACUGUUCCCCUGCUGCCCAGUCCUCAGAUGACCUCAGUAAUAUCUCUCGCCCGGCCUUCCCCCACAGUGCCUAACGUCCCUGGGAUCCCCGGACCUCCUCUCGGGGGAGGCAGCAGCGGCUCAUCCUCUCCGUCCGGAUACAGUCUACAUUCAGAGGCCAAGAUGAGGUUAAAAGCAGCGUUGAGUAAUCAGAGCUCCAGUUCUGACGGAGGCUCGUUCCCUUCUGUGCCCCAAAGACAAGAACAAAGCCAUCAACCCAACCAGAACUCGGACGCCCCCUCGCCCGCACAGCCACAGGUGUCUCCCGCUCAGCCCACUGGGGGGCGCCGACGCCGCGCCUCAGAGAUGGACCCAGACGAGAGGAGGCAACGCUUCCUGGAGCGGAACAGAGCUGCGGCUUCACGGUGUCGACAGAAACGAAAACUGUGGGUGAACUCUCUGGAGAAGAAGGCGGACGACAUGGCCUCCAUGAACAUCUCACUAACGAAUGAGGUUACUCUGUUGAGGAACGAGGUGGCGCAGCUCAAACAGUUGCUGUUGGCGCAUAAAGACUGUCCGGUGACGCUCAUGCAGAAGAAGGCCGCCAUGCUAGCCCCGGGGGGAUCCGAAGAGCCUGCUCCGUCCGCGGUCAUACAGGCUUCCAGCCCCAGCCCCAGUCCCAGCCCAGUCCCCACCAUCAACGGCAUGAGCGUGAGGGCCGCGGAGGCUGUGGCGAUCCUGGCAGGCAUGGGCUCGGGACAGGGGGUCCUCAUGGCCGCGCACUCGCCCUCGCCUGCGCACAGAUGA